Molecule: messenger RNA, 3108 nt
Organism: Nicrophorus vespilloides
Lineage: Eukaryota; Metazoa; Arthropoda; Insecta; Coleoptera; Silphidae
Exons: 6
Coding region: 297-2474 (725 amino acids)
Molecular function (GO): protein binding
Source: RefSeq, a predicted model, not a curated record
UCGGUACAAUGGAAGGAAGGAGAGACGGCGCGCGCGUUUUCUGCCGCCCCCGCAAAGCACGAGCUGUGAGAGAGAGCUUCUGGCCCCGAAAUAGUGAAGGAAAAAAAAGAAAACGAAGAGGAGAGAGACCGGGGACUCCUGAAAGCCAGUGCAGUAUAAACUGUAUCCGCGAGUGCGUAGUGAAGACCAUGUGAAUAAUUGCAACCCUUUAGAGAAACUAAGAUAAAUAUUAUUAGGUAUAAGUAUACCAAUAGGCAGUAGUAGCGAAAAGUUUUAAGGACAAGAAGGAUCAGGCAAUGUGGAGCGCCGUAGCUCCAUGCGAGGAGGACACCCCUGCUCCAUCGGCGAGAUCAAAACAUAGCGCUACUCUCGUUGGAGAUCAUGUUUACCUUUUGGGUGGUCGCAAUGGGAAUCUACCCAUGAAAGACUUUUGGAAGUACAACUUAGUGACUGGGAAAUGGCAACAAUUGAAACCGAGCGGCGAGAAGCUGCCGUGUCUUCAAGAGCACUCGACUGUGGCUUACAAAGAGAGCAUUUACGUAUUCGGCGGUGAAGUCAGCUUUUCAGCGGGGACAGAGACACCCCUUUGGGUGUACGACAUCAAGAACAAUAGCUGGAAGAAGGUGCGGGCGCGGAAAGGCGUCGCGACGCCCAAGGGUCGCCGGGGACACAGCGCGUUGGUCCACAAGGGAUCGAUGCUCAUCUACGGGGGAUAUCAGGAUUUGCGAGGGUCGUGCAGCGAGCUCUGGGCAUUCCAUUUCGAGACGGAAUCCUGGCAUCUGGUCAGCUCUGGCCCUACGAAAGGGACGUCCGACACGAAUCCUCCGGCGAGACACAAGCAUUCCGCCGUGAUACACGAUGACGCCAUGUGGAUUUACGGUGGAAUGACCGAUCUUCAGGAAAGGUCCGAUCUUUGGAAAUGGGACACCGUUUCCGGCACGUGGAGCACCAUUAAGACGAAGAUCAAUCCAGGACCUUUGCACAGCCAUGCCGCUUGCAGAUUACCAUCUUCCAUGAUCCUUUUCGGAGGAGAAAGAGAUGGACAUUCCACCAACGAUUUGUGGAAAUUUAAUUUUGGUAAUGAGAUGUGGGAGAAAGUCAAUAUACUUGGAAUAAAGCCUCAACCAAGAGCGGAAACUAUAGCUUUCGCCGUUUCUGAGCUCUUGCUGAAAGAUCCAAGCGGUGUUAACACGCUGGAUUCUCGUUCGAAUCGCACAAAGGUGAGGACCUGCAAUUCGGCUGACAGAGGAGGAAGACAUUCAUCGUACUUCCCUAACAAUAGGAUCACUCCAUGCGAGCAAACCUUUGUCUUCGAACCAUCCAACGCCAAUUAUACGGAUGGUUCGGAACUCGAGAACGGCAACAAGAGCAACAAAGGAAGUUUCCUUCAAGAGAUCAGCAAGUUGUCGCAGCUCAACAUCUCCAGGAAAUGCAACUACAGCGUUUUAACUGGCUGCGCGACGGAGAGCACGGAGAGUCUUAUUAGAAACCAGAAGACAUCUCCGAAAGAGAUCGAAGAGACGGAAUUGAGCACUCCCACCAGAGGAACGAUGGUUAAAUCAAAGUCGGCUUACGUGAUUAAGAAGAAAUAUAGCGAUGCCGAAGGUGCACCGCAGAAGAGACGGGUGGAAUUCGACGCGACUGCAAUCAAAAUACCUAGGGAACCAAUUUCCGUGCCAAACUUUAGCCUCCUCACGCUUCCAACGCCGGUGCUCACGCCUGUUGAAGCCACAAGAUUGGUAUUCUUAGAUAACGAUGAGGAUAAUUUAGAUAAUUAUCAUUACGAUAACGAGUUUGUUACCUCUAAUUAUGAUAUAGAGACUAUAACGCACGUUCAGCCUUCGCCUUCACCUACAAAGGAGGAGACAAUCAUGGAUUCUUUUAAACCUCUCAAAAGAGGAGAAAGUUAUAGUUCGCAUCUAGCCUACGCGGAUAAUCCGCUUUAUCAGCACAUGAUCAACUCAACUUCCGGCAAGUUCUCCAACUACGAAGAGAACGUCUCUUCGACUUCCGAUUACUGCAGUAUAGAAACUGUUAAUCGGCUUUCUUCGGCCAGCAACUACAGCGUGAAAACUCCGCAAGAAGAACCGAAACGCAAAGAAGCGAGCUUCGGCUUUUGCAAUCCAAACUACCAAGGACCUGCAGACAAGAAAGCUCAGGAAGACGCGAAGAAUGCCAAUAACGAUCAGCUAGAGUUACAGAAUUUUAACGGAGUCAUCACGAAGAACACGCGUGUGUUUUUCAGGAAUACUAAUCGAAGCACUCGACCACCGAAGCAAUUGUCUUUGGCUAAGAAAGAGAGCAAAUCGAGGGCUGUGAGCGCUGGUAGAGUGGAACGAAAGAAAAUCCAACAAGAAGCCAAAACCAUCGAACCUUUUGUACCCUUGUACGUCUUCAUCAUCGGUGGCAAAGAGCACGGUCAGGUCACGCUGUUCCAAAGGCCACUCUCCAUCUGGAAGCUGAAACUCUUCUAAACCAAAGAAUACACAACAAACGUGUGCCAAAAUUAUUACAUUUUAAAAUUUACAAAAAAAUAAAAUAAACAAAGAGAGCAGAAAGGUUAGUGAUACAAUUUAGAGAAAAGGCAGCGAAUAAAUGAAGAGAGAAAAAAAUAAUACUAUUCAUGAAACUACAACAAUCUAAUUUUAUAGCAAUUGAUGGGUAAUUAGUAAUGGAAGGAAAGUGUAAUCUCUAGAUAGAUUUUGUAAUUUUUUACCGAACUUUCUUAAAAAGUGAGAUUCCGAAGUAUUUUAGAGGAAGCAUUAGAGCUGAGCGUAGCAAAAUUUCGUCCAAAUCAGAGAAUGUUUAUGUUCGUAUAUACGUCCUGAUUUUAUUUUUCUUAAUAAUGUACGUAAAUUGUAAUUUCGAAGAGGACAAAGACAAAGUACAAUAGUAUUUUUGUAGCGUUUAGUAAAAAAAAAGAGAACAAGAGAGUUAAAUAUUUACAUACAAACACACAACCAAUUACCGAUGAUUUCGAAUCGUGAAUGAAUUGUCGUAAUAUUUUCAGAGCUGAUAAUUCCCAUUUGAUAUAAUUCUUUCUAUAAUUCUAUUGUAUUUCAAAUGAAACUAAAAAAAUAUAAUAAUUUUAACGCAAAUUCGAUUGAA